Molecule: messenger RNA, 1558 nt
Organism: Papilio machaon (common yellow swallowtail)
Lineage: Eukaryota; Metazoa; Arthropoda; Insecta; Lepidoptera; Papilionidae
Gene: serpin-4
Product: serine protease inhibitor 77Ba
Exons: 1
Coding region: 296-1519 (407 amino acids)
Molecular function (GO): serine-type endopeptidase inhibitor activity
Source: RefSeq, a predicted model, not a curated record
UAAACUUUCAAAAAGUGUGGGAACUGGAGGGAAGGCAAUAAUACUCAACCAGUUUUAGUUUAGUUUUUCCGCUUACUUUAAAGGGGGACGACCGCUUAUUUACAUACAUAAAUAUUUGCUGAUAUAAGCAAUCUCUAGUGGGGACAUAUUUACGUUGGAGCAUACAAACCGGUCAAUCAGUAUCAGUAGAGCGGUUUACCUCGUCUAACGCGUGACUUCAUUCGUUGCAAAUGUGUCAAUGAUAUAGGUAUAUUAUAUGAAUAUCCGUGUGUAAAUUCAAGUUUAAACUAUAACAAUGCGUUUAAUCGCUUUUAUAUUUAUCCUGUUCGGAUUGUGUUACACCCAGACGAACAUAAAUCAGAUGAACCUCCAUCAUGGACUCACGGAGAGAAUUGGUAAUUUUUCCAUCGAAGUUCUUUAUCAUACUACCACGAUGCAAAAGCAAGUUGAAAAUCUUGUGAUGUCUCCGUUUACGCUGUGGACAGUUUUAGCUGUAAUCGCCGAAGGUGCUUCGGGUGAGACUUUAAAACAAAUUAGUCGUGCAAUAAGAGUCUCGCCAAAAUUGAGAGCUAAAACUAGAGAAGAUUUCCGUAAUAUCGCCCAAUGGCUUCUAGUAAACACUUCUACGGUAGACUUGGAGAAGUUUAAUGCAAUUUUUGUCGACGAAAAAAAGUUGCCACUCAAUGAUUUUGUCUCUAUAGCAAAUCAAUAUGAUACUAAAUUGGUUAAACUCAAUUUUACUGGCAGUAAGACUUCGGAAUUAAUAAAUAGAGCUAUUGAUAAUGUGACUCAUGGAAAAAUACCAAAUUUAACUGAUCCUGGUGACUUUGGAGAAACACAAAUGAUAUUGACAAGCGCUUUAUAUUUCAAAGGGCAAUGGACAGUACCUUUUAACAAAAGUUCUACAACAAAACAACCAUUCUACGACAGCCACAGUAAAAAGAUAGGUGAAGUUAACAUGAUGUAUAAUAGGCAUAAUUAUCCGUUUGCUAACAUACUAGAAUUGAAUGCUAGAGUCAUAGAAAUACCUUACGGAAAAGAAAAUCGUUUAUCAAUGCUUAUAAUGUUACCUAAUCCAGGAUUCUCUCUACAAGAUAUGUUUUUAAACUUUAACAAAGUUCCAUUAGACACGAUUUUUGAGAAUUUGAAGUUAUCCACAGAUGAGUAUGGAGAUGAAGAAGUAGAUUGUUUAAUUCCUCGUUUUAAGAUCGAAUCUAGUCUAGAUUUAACUGAAAUGUUAAAAAGACAAUUAAAUAUAAGAGAUUUAUUUGACGAAUCUAAAGUUAGUUUACCAUUUAUGUCAAGGAUACCAAUGUAUGUGACAAAAGUUACGCAUAAAGCUGCUAUAGAAGUGACAGAGGAAGGUACAGAAGCAGCAGCUAUUACUGCUGCGGAGUUCACAAACCGUAUCGGAGUCGUCAGGUUUGAAGCUAACAGACCUUUUUGCUAUCUUAUUAUAGAAAAAACAACAAACUCCAUUGUAUUUGGUGGAUUCUAUCAAUAUCCAUCUUUAUUUUAAUUCAUAAAUUUAUGGUUUUUUUAUCUUUUUAAAUGUCAC